Messenger RNA from Triplophysa dalaica, 2088 nucleotides. Its product is annotated as nesprin-1-like. The record is from RefSeq and is a predicted model, not a curated record. Lineage: Eukaryota; Metazoa; Chordata; Actinopteri; Cypriniformes; Nemacheilidae. Gene Ontology annotation, cellular component: nuclear outer membrane; cytoplasm; meiotic nuclear membrane microtubule tethering complex. Bases 1 to 2088 code for a protein of 695 amino acids. Gene Ontology annotation, biological process: nuclear migration. The transcript has 11 exons. Gene Ontology annotation, molecular function: actin filament binding.
AUGAAACAACAAGUGACUGUAAGUGCAUGGCAGGACUUUGAACAGGAAAGAAAGGCCAUCUGGAAGUUUGUGUUCGAUGUCAGUGUUGUCCUGGAGAGGGAGCGUAUAUUUAGGAGCCUGGAGAGCCUCGCUACUGAACUUAGCAAUGUGAAAGAUCUUCAUGAGCAGGGUAAAACGUUUGCUGCACGGGCCGAGUCACUGGAAAAGUCUUCGCUGGACAUAAUGCUUGGACCUCAGAAUCAGUCCUUACUGCAGGACCAAGCCUAUUCCACACAAGAAAGAGUUCAAGAGAUACAGGCCAGCCUCAAGAAAAUCACCUUAGAUUUGGAGCUGAUGCACAAGUGGUGGCAAAGUUUCAGCUGUGAGUCUGAGGCUUUCUUCUCUUGGAUCUGUGAUAGUAAGAGGGAUCUUGAAGAUUUGAGCAGAACCUUUGCUAAACUGGAUGAGCAGAUUCACGCUGUGGAGAUGUUGAGGAAGAGCUUAGAGGAGAAGGUGGAAGUCUUUAGCCGACUGAAGACAGAGUUUCAGACUUUAAUGCUUUUCAUCAUGUCAAAUGAAGCUGGUCGAAUUAAAGCUCGCUUCAAGCAGAUUGGGAGAUACCAGGAAGAGUUUAAGAACAGCGUUGAGCAACGAGAGGCGGAGCUACAAUCCAGCUUGAGAAAUACAAAGCAAUUUACCCAAGAUCUCAAUGAGGUUGAAGGUUUGAUGACAGGACUACAAGAAAAACUGAAUGUGCCGAUAACUUCCUGUACAUCAGCAUCAAGAACAUAUAAAACUCUUCAUGAACAUAUGGACGUAAUGCAGCGUCUGCAGCAGCUGGGACCCAGGUUGAUGUCUCUGAAUCUGGGCUGGAGGAGACUGAUGUCUGAUGAAGGCCAGCUGGAGAAAGCUGUGGCUGAGCUUCAGCAAGCUCACAAAUUACAUACCCAGCAGGCCACUGAAAAACAAUCAAAACUAGAAAACCUGUUGACUCUGUGGCAGAGGUAUGAGAGAGAUCUGUUGCUUCUGCAGUCCUGGUUGAACAGAUGUGAAACUCUAUGCAGUUCAGAUUGUCCGUACUUGAGCGCAGAUAUAGCAAACCUCAACAGCCAACUUCAGACACUGCAGGACAUGCAGUCAGAAGUUCCCUUUCAGGAGUCUUUGCUGGAAAGUCUGGAGACCCGGGCAGAGUCUCUGUACUCCUCAUGUUUAGAAGACCGAGCCACAGAAAUCGGAGAUCUCCACUGUAACCUGGAGGAGAGGUGGUGUUCUCUCAGUACCAACAUACCAGUCAGGAUUCAUGAGCUCCUGUCUCACCUCGCUCAGUUGGAGCAGUUUAGUCAUUCUCUGCUUGCUUUGACUCAGUGGUGUGAGAACUUCCUCAGACACAUUCAAAGCACCUGCACAGUCAGCAUCAUCGAUCUGGACUCCAAAAUCAAGGAGGACAUGGCCUCUCUCAAAGCCCAAGAAAAAUCUAUAGAGGCUUUACAGACUCAUAUAGAUGCCAUCAACCCAUCUUUAGCCCCAAGAGACCUGCAGCACCUCCAGACCAAGAAGGAUUUCUGCUAUCAACUCUUCAAUGAAGCUCAGAGUUUAGUAGACCAUCGAGAUGAAGCUCUACUCAAAUUCAAAGCCUUCUAUGAGACCUAUAGUAAAUCCAACAUCUCUCUUCAGACGUUUCACAAAGCAGUUGAAGGAAAAGAAACCUGGGAAGGUUCUAAAAUCAAUGAUGUGAAUCAGGAACUGGGGGAACUGGCUAAGGAGUUAGCAUCUCUAGAGGUGCAGGCCAUCAGUUUGGAUAUUAACCUGAACAAGGCACACUUACAUCUGCAGGGGGUCGAGGGGGAAAGGACAUCCUGCAGAGAACUGGUGGAUUAUAUUGCAUCAAAUCUGCAGGUCCUACAGAGGAGCAUUGGGACAAAGCAGAGCGACGCAGAGUCACUGGCGACCUUGUGGAGCUCCUUUCGAGGACGGAAGGAGCUGCUACUUGAGAGUCUGGCAAAGUUGGAGGAGAGAGUUAAUAUACCAUGGCCUGCAGAAGCCAGCACACAGGCUUUUCAACAGAGGUACACCAGCAGUGAUUCUUUGCUCUUCCUUGAGAGUUUUUAG